Messenger RNA from Kickxella alabastrina, 2244 nucleotides. Its product is annotated as Sac2 family-domain-containing protein. Bases 115 to 2136 code for a protein of 673 amino acids. NCBI's taxonomy places the organism in Eukaryota, Fungi, Kickxellomycota, Kickxellomycetes, Kickxellales, Kickxellaceae. Gene Ontology annotation, cellular component: GARP complex. Gene Ontology annotation, molecular function: syntaxin binding. Gene Ontology annotation, biological process: retrograde transport, endosome to Golgi; endocytic recycling; Golgi to vacuole transport. The record is from RefSeq and is a predicted model, not a curated record. The transcript is spliced from 4 exons.
UGCAACCCGUCUCUGCCUCCUUUUAAUCGAUUUUUAUCUUUAUUUUGUUAUUAGUUGCAUUUCAACUCACGCUAAUUACUUCACACACAUCUAUUUUCCGUUUUCGCAAAAGAAAUGGCAUCUGCAACGCAACCCGACGUCGACCUGGUGUUCGAGGGUUUCGACACAACAAACGAGCCCGAAGACAGUCUGCACAUUAACGAGCACGGCACAGCCGCCGACUACACAGACGACUACACAGACGACUACCCCAGGGAACUCCCGGACAUGCAAAGCGACGAGAUAAUCAAAGAGCUCGAGCAUGAGCAGCUGGAGAACUACGAGCAGCAUGAGUCGGCGCUCCUGGAGCUCGACUCAGAGAUCAACGGCUGCGAUGAGGUCCUCGAAAACAUGGAGAAGCUCCUGGUCAACUUUAAAUCCACCCUGGGGGCGAUCAACAAUGAUAUCCAGGCGCUGCAGAGCGACUCGUUGUCGAUGAGCAUGCGAUUGAAGAACCGCGUGAUGGCCGAGAAGCAGCUCGAGAGGGUCAUUCAGGGCGUUGUCGUGCCGCCGGCCGCCGUGCGCGUCAUCUGCGACAGCGAGGUCAACGAGAAGUACCUGGAGAGCCUGAUCGAGGUCAACAAGCGCAUCGCAUACAUGCGGGUGCACAGCAAGCAGAACCGCAAGCUCAGGGCGUUCCAGGAGAUCCAGCCCGAGCUCGACCGCCUGUGCCUGCGCGCAUCCACCAACGCGCACGUCAUGCAGUCGUCGGUGUUUGUAAAGUAUCGAUUCUUCAACCACUUCCUGAUCGAGCGCCAUCCGGAGGCUGCUGUCGAAGUACGAGACACGUACAUUCACAUUAUGCGCCAAUACUACCUGGACCAUUUCGAGGCGUACCAGCGCGGGCUGAUGCGGCUCGAGCGGACAAUCGCCGACAAGGCCGAUGUCAUUGGCAUGGAGGAGCACACGGGCAAGCUGAGUCUGUUUGGGUCGGCGAAGCCGGUUGUCCGCGACAAAACCAACGUGUUCAACCUGGGCUCGCGCGCAGCCAUCUUGGACUCCAGCGACUCGCGCGCUCUCCUACAACUGGCACUCGCUGAUAAUGCUACGACAGAGUACGAGUUCAUCAUGCAGUUCUUUGUCAGCCCCAAAGCGCGCCAGAAGAUCACGGGCUCGGACAUGGCGCGCAUGGUCUUCAACCAUAUAUUCGAGCCCAGCGUGCGCGCUGGCGAGCUCUUCGCCAAGGCUUACCUGGAGACCACGUACGAUGCUUUGGGCGUUCUGCUGUGCGUCCGCAUUAUUUCGCAGCUGGCCGGCGACCUGCAGAGGCGCAGGGUUCCGGUGCUGGACUCAUACGUCAAUGCAAUGAACAUGCUGCUGUGGCCGCGCUUCCAGGCCAUCCUGGACAGCCACAUUGAGAGCGCCAGGCGCCUGGCUGCGUCGCAUAGGAGCAAGCCCAAGGUGGAUACUCAGCCCCCAGCCAUUGUGCGGCGCUACGCCGAGCUGGCUGCCUCGCUGCUGCGCCUCAACAUUGGGUAUAACACCCACGUGGUGGCGCUCAGCCUCGCGCGCCUGCGCACCGAGGUUCAGGCCUACCUAACGCGCGUAGCCGAGAGCAGCGUCGAUAAGCACGCGGCACUGGUGUACCUGAUUAACAGCUACGAUCUCCUGCUGACCGUGCUGUACGAGAACGGCUUUGGCGAGCGCGAGGAGGAAGUCAGCAGCUGGAAGAGGGAGUUUGGCUCGACCGUGCUGGCGUUUGCAGAGUCUGAGCUAGAGAAGCACUUUGGGUACCUCAAGCUGUUUGUUGUCGAGGCCGAGCAGCAAUCGGAUAUUGGCCAGGUCAGCGCUGAUGGUCUGGGCCGUGUGGUUGCUGUGUUCAAUGGCGAGUGGAGGGCACAGAUUGCCGCCAUUAACUCGUCGAUUAUUCAGAGCUUUUCGAACUUUCGCACGGGUACCGAGAUUCUGCAUGCCGUUUUGGGCCAGCUCAUCAUUUACUACACGCGCUUCCACAGCCUGUACGACAAGCUGCUUGCCCGGCGCGCCAGCUCCAGCGGCAUGCCGCAGCCAGUUGGCGUGCAGAACGUCAUGGUGAGAUUAAAAAGUACCGAAACAACUUUUAGCAAUGAAGCCGAAAGGAAAAAAACCUCAACAUGACCACUAGUUUAUUAUAACACCCCCUGUAUGUAAGUUUUUUUUUAAAGCGCAAUAUCAGAACAAAGGAACACUGGGACACCUUUAUCUGUCUGCUCUGAAUUAUAAACU